This is a messenger RNA of Parnassius apollo (apollo), 438 nucleotides long. The record is from the annotation of a GenBank genome assembly. Lineage: Eukaryota; Metazoa; Arthropoda; Insecta; Lepidoptera; Papilionidae.
AUGAUAAUCAUAACGACUAUUUUACUUCAGGAAAUGUUUACAGAGACGUUACCGCUGAACCAGCGACUCCGUGCAAUGAAAAAUAUAAGUGGACCACAAACUACAACUUUAUUGGACCGCAUUAAGGGUCAAUUUGAAAUAUCAACCGCAAAAUCUGCCAACAAAACUGGGUCUACAGGAAGUCAAAAAAAGAAGUUUUGUUGUAAAACUCGAUUGCAAAGUACUAUUGAUUAUGCUACUCCUUGUAAUUCUGUAACAGAAAAUGUGAAUAAACUUAAGCUGGAAAAGUUUGAUGAAACGAAAGUUAUUGAACCGGCACCAACCACGAGUACAGUUGCUCCAAAAGUAACACAAGUAACAAAUGCUACCGAAAAAUCUACGGUAAAAUCAAAAUGCACGGAUCUUGCUACAUGUCGUGAAUAUCAAUGGAAAAAAUGA